GCUGAGCAGCGUCCAAGUUGCUUCUCCAGACGGACACACCUUGUGACAAGUUCGAAGCUUUGGAUAUCUUUCACUGCAGCUGCACCACAUUUUCUUACAAUGGAAGCUGAGGGAUCGGAUAAGGAGCCAUGCAUAGAGCAUGGCUCGCGGACUGCCAGCUUAGAUUCAGAAUCUAGCCUUUUGCUGGCCGAGUCCUCUUCUGAUGGAGACUGUAGGUCCAGAUCAUCACUUGGAGAGAUGGACGAGCUCUGCUUGGCGGGAGAUGUUACAUGGAGGGAGUACUGGAGAUUUUCCCUUGUGAUGGGCUGUGCGGACAUCCUCGUUGAUGUAGAUAAAUACUUCAUUUACUUUCUCCUCAUCCAACGUGUCGGUUGCGAUUUUGAAGCAUCCUACGGAGCAUUAUAUCUGGUCUACACGGUGGCAUAUCUCUUGUGGUCGCCCUUGACAGGAUUCAUUUCCGACCACCUCCAGAACCACAUCAUAUAUGUCAUGAUCCUGUGUUCCUCCGCGCUGCUCCUCGUCUACGUCUCCUUACUCACUAUUGCUUUCAGCGAUGCCCAGCUCAUCGUGGUAUACUCCCUGAGGUGCAUUGUACAGAUGCAGCUAUCGAGCUCAAGUUGGAAAGCUAUUAAGAUGUUUGUCCAACUCAAGUUUGGAUCCAACGUCUUGUUGCAUGAAGAAGCCAUGAACAAGAUUGGUACACUGGGGGAUUUAGCUUCUGAGGUCUACGAGAUCGCUCUCAUGGCGCUGGCGCUACUCUCUGCUAUGUGGAAGGGGGAUUACUUAACCGUUCGGUGGCUGAUGGACAUCGGAGUUCUCUUAACAUGUUCCUUAAUGCUUCUUCCCAGCAUUUCUUUGAGCGUUUCGUAUGGUGGAUCACCCUAUAUAUUUUCCGCGGAGCAGGCCUGCAAUCAAGCGACGAAAGAGAGUGUUCAUGAUUCGGAUACAAAAGGCGGCUCGAAGGAAAAAUUAAACGGCAGGACCUAUGGAAAUAGUCUGCUGGAGUUCUUCACCUAUCGAGUGCGGUACUUUUGGGGAAGUGUAAUACUUACAAACUGCGUCUGCCUCUCCAUGGUGUCCAGCUGCUUUGAGUACAUGUUCGAUGGUCCGAUUACAUUGACAAGAGCUGCAUUAUCUACCACCAAGCAUGGGCUAUGUGGUGGUGCUGUCGACUUCAUUAUUUUGCAAGGAUUGAUUUUGCAGCUGCUCUACUUGGUGGGGGGAGUGGCGUAUUUUACAUUCAUCAUGAAGCUCCAUCCUUCCCAUUACUACGGCAAGAUAUUUCCGGGCAUGAGCAUCGUCUUCAUGAUUGCCUGUGGACUUCAAUUCAUCCCAAUGCCGGAGAUGGUGGCUGCAGUGACGAUUUCAACCGUCACAGUGCUAUCCUACUACAUGUCAAUCUACAACUCCUACAUGCUAUCUGGAGCAUCUAGAGCUGAGCUCUUCGGCUUUGUGCAAGCAGUAUACUCUGCAGCCGUAGGGCUUGCUGGCUUCCUUCCAUCUGUGCUGCAGCUCAUAAAAGCAAGCCAAGGGACUCUCAUGGCUGUUGCUCUAGUCAUGGCUACAUGGGGUCUGCUUCAGUCAUUAUAUCUCUACAGAAGGAACUUCGCCGACCAUGGAAGGGUGAAGACAGUUAGGGAGUAGGUAAUGCACUGGUAGAUUCCAUAUUAUGAUUAUUGACCCAUGGGCAGUAGGGUUUAGAUGUGUCUAGGUUUUAUCCCCCAUACCAUGGACCUCAAUAGGUAUGAUGACACAAAGCAUACAUACAAUUCU
This is a messenger RNA of Closterium sp. NIES-67, 1773 nucleotides long. The record is from the annotation of a GenBank genome assembly. NCBI's taxonomy places the organism in Eukaryota, Viridiplantae, Streptophyta, Zygnematophyceae, Desmidiales, Closteriaceae.